This is a messenger RNA of Closterium sp. NIES-65, 873 nucleotides long. The record is from the annotation of a GenBank genome assembly. NCBI's taxonomy places the organism in Eukaryota, Viridiplantae, Streptophyta, Zygnematophyceae, Desmidiales, Closteriaceae.
AUGGCUUCCCGUGUCCUGGUCUCUGGUCUUCCCCGGUCCCUCCCUCCCCUUCCUCCGGGGCCUGGUCCUUCCUGCGUCCCCUGUGUCGAGGGGUGGCUACGGGCUGCCCCUCACUCCUCUCAGUUUCCCCCGACAGAGGCCCCGCUGCAGACGCUUCACAUGGACGUGUGGGGCCUGGCCCGCGUCCGUGGACAGGGUCACGAGCGCUACUUUCUGCUGGUGGUUGACGACUACUCGCGUUACACCACAGUCUUCCCCUUGCGCAGCAAGGGUGAUGUCACUGAGGCGGAGAGUUCUCCUCUGGCCUUCUGCGAGCCUACUGCCCGUGCGCAAGGCAUCCGCCAGACCUUUACGCUUCCGGACUCUCCACAGCAGAAUGGGAUUGCUGAGCGCCGCAUUGGCAUGGUCAUGGACGUCGCUCGUACGUCCAUGAUGCAUGCGGCUGCCCCCCAUUUUCUGUGGCCGUUUGCGGUUCGGUACGCGGCGCAUCAGAUCAACCUUCACCCCAGGGUCUCCCGGCCGGAGACCUCCCCAGCUUUGCUGUGGACGGGGAAGGUCGGCGAUGCGUUUGCGUUCCGUGUCUGGGGAUCUCGGGCGUUUGUCCGCGACUUGUCUGCGGACAAGCUGUCCCCUCGUGCUGCUCCCUGUGUCUUCCUUGGCUUCCCCCCUGACGCACCAGGGUGGCAGAUCUACCACCCCUCCUCUCGUCGUGUUCUGUCCUCCCAGGACGUCACAUUCGACGAGUCAGUCCCCUACUACCGCCUCUUCCCCUACCGCACUCCUUCCCUCCCCCCGCCACCGCACUUCCUUGUGCCAGGUCCCCCCGCCACCGCACUUCCUUGGAGCUGGUCGGGGUGGUACCCAGCAGCGUAG